Molecule: messenger RNA, 930 nt
Organism: Python bivittatus (Burmese python)
Lineage: Eukaryota; Metazoa; Chordata; Lepidosauria; Squamata; Pythonidae
Source: RefSeq, a predicted model, not a curated record
CUAUAAUGCUUCUUCAAGAAAACAGAAAACAGAAAGCUCUGACACUGGAAAAAUGCCCUCUGUGCAAACAUUGAAAGAUUUGGCUUUAAAAGAUGGUAUCACCUGCUAAGGCAUUCUGUUGGGAUUGAUAUUCCUUGGAGACAGUGUGUAUCUGAGGAGCAAGAACAGCUGGGAUCAUUCUCUUCUACAGAAGCUCAGAACAAAAUGGAGAAGAGCAGAAACCUGCUUCUUGGGCAAAACCCAGCAGCAGAAAGAAGUCCCGAUUUCCCAUUGCAAUUUAACAAACAGGACUUUGUUAAACUGCGAAACGACUGCCUGGAUCAGGGCCUGUUGUUUGAAGAUGAUACAUUCCCAGCAAAUAACCAUUCCAUUGGACUUGACUUUCUUCGAAAAGAGAACCUGAAAAAAGUACAAUGGUUGAGACCACCUGAGCUGGUGGAAAACCCAAGUUUAUUUGUGGAUGGUAUAAGCCGGUUUGAUAUUAUUCAAGGACGAAGAAUAGGCAACUGUUGGGUUUUAGCAGCUCUGGGUUCAUUGACCCAACAACAGCGGUUCCUGGAAAAUGUGAUUCCUAAAGACCAAGGAUUUAAUUACACCUAUGCAGGCAUUUUUCAUUUUCAGUUCUGGCACUUUGGAGACUGGGUCGAUGUGGUGGUAGAUGACCGACUGCCUUUCUGUGAUGGGGACUACUUAUCUGUUAAACCCCGCAGCAAGAAUGAGUUUUGGCCAUCUCUGCUUGAAAAAGCUUAUGCCAAAUGGCGUGGUUCUUAUGAGAAGUUGCACUUCGGCUUUAUCUCAGAAGCUUUGGUGGAUCUCACAGGUGGGGUCCAGCUGCCUUUCAGUCUUAGGUCUUCUCCUACUCAUCUGUUUGAAAUAAUGAAAACAGCUGCUUUGUCAGGCUGUCUCAUGGCAUGCGACACUCCUGAAAUG